UUUAAGCGUACGAGGAGGCCGCAGCUCCGUAAAAGCGCCACGGGAGGCUCGAAGUCUCCGCGCGUUUAAGAUCGAUGGAUUUUUAUUCUCCAGUGGAUUUUUUGAGCUCCAGGGUGUCCCCGUCAGCCCCGGCCCCGCCCCGGAAGUGCCGCUCGGUCCCUGUCGGGGCCGGCCCGUCCCGGUGCCGCCGCCGCCGCCAUGGGGGGGAAGAACAAGCAGCGAACCAAGGGCAACCUGCGGCCUUCUAGCAGCGGCCGAGCUGCAGAGCUCCUUGCCAAAGAACGUGGAACAGUGCCUGGGUUUAUUGGCUUUGGAACAUCUCAGAGUGAUCUAGGAUAUGUUCCUGCAAUUCAGGGAGCAGAGGAAAUAGACAGCCUUGUGGAUGCCGAUUUCCGAAUGGUGUUGCGAAAACUUUCUAAAAGGGACAUCACAACAAAGUUAAAAGCUAUGCAAGAGUUUGGGACAAUGUGCAAGGAAAGAGAAGCAGAAGUUGUUAAAGGUGUUCUUCCUUACUGGCCAAGAAUUUAUUGUAAAAUUUCACUAGAUCAUGAUCGCCGUGUUCGAGAAGCAACUCAGCAAUCUUUUGAGCAACUGAUUCUUAAAGUAAAAAAACACUUAGCUCCUUACUUAAAAAGUAUCAUGGGAUACUGGCUGAUUGCUCAGUGUGACACUUACUCUCCUGCUGCUUCUGCUGCAAAAGUAGCUUUUGAAAAAGCUUUUCCUUCAAGCAAACAGCCGGAAGCCUUAGUGUUUUGUAAAGAUGAAAUUCUUAAUGUACUUCAGGAUCACCUUCUGAAAGAGACAGCUGAUACACUCAGUGACCCCCAAACUGUUCCAGAAGAAGAAAGGGAAGCCAAAUUUUUUCGGAUUCUGACCUGUUCCUUGUUAGCUUUAAAAAAGUUGCUUAACAUGUUGCCCAAAAAAGAGAUGCAUUCAUUAGAGGAAAAGUUAAUGUCGCUUCUAUCCCAAAACAAAUUUUGGAAAUACAGCAAACACAACAUACCACAGGUUCGCUCAGCUUUCUUUGAGCUGAUUUCUGCUUUUUGCCAGCACUUGCCUGAGCUGGUGAGAGCUGAAGCACCAAGAGUUUGUCCUGCUGUUCUUCUGAGCAUUGAUGACAGCGAUGCAGUGGUGUGUCCUGCUCUUUGGGAAGCUGUACUUUAUACUAUCACCACUAUUGAGGACUGUUGGAGUCAUGUAAAUGCCAAAAAGGGAGUUCUGCCAAAGCUGUGGACAGUGCUUCGAGAAGGUGGACGAGGGCUGGCUACUGUUAUAUACCCCAACCUCUUGCCCUUCAUUAGCAAGGUACCUCCUGCUGUUAUGAAACCGAAGCUGGAAUAUUUCAGAACUUUUUUCGGCUCUUUAAUUCAAGGGUUGUCAAGUGAGCGGGCAAUAGCCAGCCCUUCAGAAAGUUCAGCAAUUAUAACUGCAUUUAUGGAGUGUCUGUGCUUUGCUGUACUACAGAAAAUAGAAGAGGAUGACCAAACCCAAAUUCAUCAAAUGCUUAUAUCUGACCAGCUAAUUCCUUUCACCAGUGCUGUUCUUAAGGAGCCCAUGUUACAAAGUGGACCAUUAUUUUAUCAAAUAGCAGAAAUGCUGAGCUCCUGGGAAGCUAAAGCAGAACUCUCCAGUGAUGAUGGCACAGAUGAAGUUUUCCAGAAACUGUUGUCAAAUUUUUGGGACCAUCUUUUAAAAAUGUGUGUACUUCAUGUUGAUAGGUUGGAUGCUGAUGAGAAAUCAUUGUUUGCCAUAUCUGGUAUGCUAGAAAUUCUUCAGAAUCCAAAGAGUGCUACCAAACCAAACAACAAAAAAUUUCUGAAAAUCAGAUUUACAGACGAGGAUGAAUCUGAAAGAAACACAGAGAAUGGAAAGCUCACAGAAGUGAGAAAAGGUGACUCUGAAAUACAGGCUGACUUGCAGCAUAGUUCACAUCUAAGGAAAGAACCUUUAGAGAACUUAGUCUGCAACCUUGCUGAGCUGAGCAUUGUGUAUGUCAAUGAACAGAAGUCAGAACAGCAUUUGAAAUUUCUCUCUGCCCUGCUCAACUCUUUUUCCUCAAACAGAGUUUUCCAAGUACUUUUAGAGCAGGGUAAUGAUGCAAGCCAUGCUCAAGCUGAAUCCCAAAACGAAAUGAAAGCUCAUAACAGAAGUCCAUCUGUACAAUUUCUGUAUAUGAAUUUAAUAACUUGGCUGAAAGAAGACUGGAGAAAAGACACCCAUUUCCUAGUUGAUAUUUUAUACAGUGUGCUUCGUUGUUGCAACAGUAAUGAAGAAAGGAAAAUCAUUCUUGAUGAUUUAGCAAAGAUGGAUCUGAAAUGGAUUAUUUUCCUCCAGAUAAUUCAAAAGGCAUGCUCAAGCACAACAAAACUUUCCUUAGUCUCUGACUGGCUGAAGGGAGAUACACUUGGAGAAAGACUGGUGAUGCUGGCAGAUGAUCUGUGCCACCUGUGUUUAAAACCUAGCACAGCCUCAUCAGACUCAGCCUCUUCAGAAAGGUGGACCCUCCUGAGCUUGGUGUUGUCACAGCACAUUAAAAGCGAAUCAUUGAUUGAUGAAACUUUUAUUGAAAGGAUUAUUGAUAAACUUCAAGCAGCUCUAUCUAAAGCAAAGGAUCUUUCUGAAGCUGGAAAUACUGAGCCAUCAGUAUCUUUCAUCUGUGAUGUAGCCUCAAGCUUUUUCAGCUCCGUUAAAGGGUGUUUACUGAUGCCAUCCUCAGAAGACCUGCUGCUUACCAUCUUCCAGCUGUGUGCUCAGAGGCAGGAUGCAACACACUUAACAGAUUUACUUGUAUGCAAAUUAAAACACACUUGGAUGUCUGGUGUAAAUUCACUUGUGCAUCAGCUUCAGAGCACACACAAACAGAGUACCUUUUUGAUUAAAGCUGCACUGUGGGUCAAGAAUCAAAUUCAGUCUUCCUCUUUGGACGUGAAAAGUCUUCAGAUGUUGAUCUCUGCAGUUAGUGAUUUGUUGUCGAAGCUCAUGGAAGCUGAUGGACAAUCUGGAUACCUUGUGAGAGCUUUUGUUGAGCAUGUCACACCGAACAAAACGGAGUGGGGGAAGUUGCAUGAGUCUCUAUCUACUGAGUGGAUACACAAACCUCUUUUGGAAGGAAGGCUUAGUAUGAAUUGUGAACCUCUGGGAUCAAGUGUCAAGCUGUGUGACACAACUAAACUUCCAGGCCAUUUGUGUACUUCAGCCUUAUUAAGUAAAAUGGUUCUUCUUGUACUGGAAAAUGCUGCAGUCCAUGGAAAUGAUGAUGCUGAAAGAAAGAAAAUUGACAAUAUAAUUGCAGAACUGUUGUACUCCUUACAAUGGAUUGAAGAACUAGAGAAUCCUCCUUCCCUGCUUCUAGAAUAUCUUCAUAUGUUAGAAGAGAUGCACAUCACAUACAAGAAGUUCAGUACACUAAGUAAUACAGCUAGUCUUCAGCAAACUAUAUUUGAUAGAUCAGAGGAACAUGGAAGACUGUGGUCCUUAACCGUGGCUAAAGUGAUCCGUGCGGAAAACACUGUAUCCUGGGAGAGGAGAGAACUUUUUAAGACAACAGAAGGGUUUCUGCCAUUAACAGAGGGCAGAUUGCAUACACUUCAGUGUUUAUCACCUUUCUUAAUUGAGGAGGAAAAGAGAGAACUUGUCUUCCACUGUGUGGCUAAACUUAUGACAUGCACACAGACAGAUCUUUCCAGCACUGAUGGAAAUGUUCAUUUUCUCCAAGAAAUCGAGAUAAAUGCAGUUUUUCUCAAGAAUGGAAAACAGUACUAUUGCAACGGAGCAUUUGGGUGUCUUUCCAUUUUGAACUCCUGCCUGAAUGAUAGAAGUGUUGAUUGUGAUCAUCUACUACCUGGAAUACUGAAAAUAAUAAUAUCUUGGAAAAAUGAUAAUGAGGACAGCUUUCUCUUUAGCUGCAAUCUGAAAGAAACAAGUGCUCAGUUGCUUGGUUUGAACAUUGAGAUGAUCCGUUACUUCCCCUUGUUGCUGAAGUAUUCCACAGCUCCUUUGGCCGAUAGUGAGUGGGACUUCAUCAUGUGCUCCAUGCUGGCUUGGUUAGAGACAACAAGUGAAAACCGUUCCCUUUAUCAUGUCCCGCUUGUGCAGAUUUUUGCUUGUGUUAGUUGUGACUUGGCAUCUGCCCUUAGUGCUUACUUUGAAGCUGCAGCUCCUGAAACUACUGAAAAUCUCCCUAAGAACUUGAUCGGUGAAUGGAAAGAAUUCUUUUCUGAGGGAAUUCACAAUUUGCUGUUACCUUUGUUGGUGAAAAUCACAGGAGAAACCAAAAAUGCAUCAGAAGGUUCUUUUCAGAACUCUGUGUUAAUAUCUUUGGGUGAAGCUCUAACUUACAUAUCGAAGGACCAGUUGUUAAACCAUAAACUGCCACCGAAGUUUGUUGCAGGCCAGAAAACAAAUCUUCCAGAUAAACUCCAGACUCUACUGAAUACAUUGUCUCCAUUGUUGCUUUUUCGGGCUCGACCUGUACAGAUUUCUGUCUACCACAUGCUGUAUAAAUUAAUGCCUGAAUUGCCUAAAUUUGAUGACGAAAAUCUCAAAUCCUAUGGUGAUGAAGAGGAGGAACUGGCAUUAUCACCUCCAGCAGCUCUUAUGUCUAUCCUGGCCACUCAAGAACUCUUGCUAGAAAACAUCCUGGAAUGCAUUCCAGUUGGAGAAUUUGCAGUUAUUCAGCCCCUGAGUGAUGAGUUCUGCCUUGUUCUGGGAUAUCUUCUCACUUGGAAGUUAAUAUUAGCUUUCUUCAAAGCAGCUUCUUCUCAGCUGCGAGUUCUCUACUCACAAUACCUUAGAAGAACUAAAAGCUUGAACAAACUGCUUUAUCACUUGUUCAGGCUUAUGCCUGAAAACCCUGUCUUUUCUGGGCCAACUUCAGAAGUUUCAAAUAAGGACACAAAAACCUUCUUUACUGAAGAGCUUCAUUUAGAUGUUAAAGGAGUGCUGUCAUCCCAGAUUCCGCACUUGGCGUGCUCUGUGUACCACAUAACGCUGAAAGACUUGCCGGCCAUGGUCAGGCUUUGGUGGAAUAGCUGUGAAAAACGUGUCUUCAAUGUUGUAGAUAAAUUUACAAGCAAAUACGUCAGCAGCGUCCUUUCUUCCCAGGAAAUAUCUUCUGUUCAGACCAGCACACAGUUGUUUAAUGGCAUGACGGUAAAAGCUCGGUCUGCAGCACGAGAAGUCAUUGCUACCUAUUCAGUUGAUGAUAUCUUUAUUGAACUAAUAAUACAGCUUCCACCAAAUUACCCACUGGGAUCCAUAACAGUUGAGAGUGGAAAGAGGGUUGGUGUGGCUGUUCAGCAGUGGCGUAAUUGGAUGCUACAGUUAAGCACAUACCUUACACAUCAGAAUGGAAGUAUUAUGGAAGGCUUAUCUUUGUGGAAAAAUAACGUUGAUAAACGUUUUGAAGGCGUUGAAGAUUGCAUGAUCUGCUUUUCAGUCAUUCAUGGUUCCAACUAUUCUCUUCCCAAAAAAGCUUGCAGAACAUGCAAGAAAAAGUUUCAUUCAGCUUGCUUGUACAAAUGGUUCACAUCCAGCAACAAAUCCACGUGUCCACUCUGUCGAGAGACAUUCUUCUGAAAUAAAACUGCCUUUCUUCUUUCUGCGAGCUGAAUAACAUGAAGAGCAGGCGAUAAACUGUAUGUUGAAAGAAGCUAACUCCUUGGAAAUAAUGUCAGUUACUUUAAAUUCUUCACCAGUGGAAUAUGACACAUAUUUACCUCUGGACUGUUGUUUUUGUAAGUUUGAAGAUUCUUCUUUGAUAUAAAGAAAUAGAUAACAAUAAUUUAUUUUAAUUGGUAUAUUUUUAAGAUAUGUUAAAAAUUUCAGAAAUAAUGCAGAGUUAUGUCUGAAAAAGUGGUGUUUAAGCCACAGCAUAGUUGAUUAAAACCUCUUAUUUUAGGCAUAUUCUAACAUGGUGUUAUGUAAUUAACCCAGAUCAUACCUCUUAAUAUAACAGGUGAAUAUAAAAGAGGUGGUAUAAGGACUUGAUUUUUGAUUAUGAUGCAUUCAUAAUAGUCCCUCUCAUGGAGGAAAAAAAAAUGUUGUUGCUGUUAGACAUUAAGGCAUGAAACUACAGUGAUAAUCUUCUGUUAAAGCAUAAAAUUUAAACAUAGCCUGUUCUAAAUUAACACGUUUAUAAACUGAAGUUUCCCUUUAGCAGUUUCUUUUUCCCAAAACUCCUCAGCCAUCCAGCAGCCUAAAAACAUGAAAACUCAGAAGCCCAACUAAGUACAGAGAGCACAAUCAUUCCUGCAUGACAAUGAAUAACACCAUCUAUUUAUUGCUGAUUGGCUUCUAAAGGCAUACACACUUAUCAGUCUUUGUUUAUCUUCAUUAGCUGGCAAAUUAGCUAUCGCUGAAUGUCCACUGUACUUCCACUGUCCUAUAAUAAUAAGGACUCGUAAGUGAAUAUACAGAUGUAUCUGAAUUUAAUAGCUUUCAACUCUACAUUUUUUCAUGCCUUCUUUUUUUUAACAGUGGUAGCAUACUAAUAUAUUCCAACCUGGAUGAUAUUUGUGGUGGAUUUCUUUGAAAAGUCAAUAAAAGGGGGGAAUAAAUAAAUUUUGUCAAUCUCUGUA
Pipra filicauda (Wire-tailed manakin) is the source of this 6578-nucleotide messenger RNA. It is a transcript of the gene LTN1, whose product is annotated as listerin E3 ubiquitin protein ligase 1. NCBI's taxonomy places the organism in Eukaryota, Metazoa, Chordata, Aves, Passeriformes, Pipridae. Gene Ontology annotation, cellular component: cytosol; RQC complex. The coding region runs from base 199 to 5577 and encodes 1792 amino acids. The transcript is spliced from 31 exons. Gene Ontology annotation, molecular function: ubiquitin protein ligase activity; ribosomal large subunit binding; zinc ion binding. Gene Ontology annotation, biological process: rescue of stalled cytosolic ribosome; ribosome-associated ubiquitin-dependent protein catabolic process. The record is from RefSeq and is a predicted model, not a curated record.